AUGGAGAACAGCAUGGUGUCUCCCCCUACGCCAAUCCUCGACAACACAACUAGAUCUGUGGCAGAAGUAGAGCCCGCUGGGAACUUCGCACACCAGACUUCUCAUUCGUUCAUGAUCGACACACAAGUCUACAAAAGCCUGGGGCUGUACUUCAGCAGCAUCACGUCUCUCUUGUUGGCGUCCUUGGGCUGUGGGAACAACGUUCUCAUCAUUUUGGUGUUCGCCAAACAAGGAUUUGGGGAGAGUGUGAAUAUUUCCAUGACCGCCAUAGCUGUCUGGGACUUGGUCAAAUGCUUGACGGGCGCCAUCUGCCGGCUGUACGGGCCGAUAGGCAUGGUGUCUGCUGCAAAUGGCUUCUCGUGGCAGAUGAUGACAGUGCCCAAUUUGGGCUACUUGAACACCAUCUCUGGGUAUGUCUCAUUCGGUCUGGCUGCCUACGUGUCAUUUGAGAGAUGCGUAUGCGUUGUGAAACCGUUCACGGUGAAAUCUCUGCUCACACCGAAGGUCACCAUCACCGCUGUUACCUUCGUCUCUGUUACAAUGUUCGGAAGUUUUGCCAUAAGCCUGACUCAGUACAAAGUGGUGUGGGUGUUCAGCCCACGGUUCAACACGACUGUGGCUGUCUACGGGGUCACGGACUUCUUCUCACGGCACGCUGAGCGCAUCCUGGAGUACUACCGAGCGGCCAGCGUCGCUGUCCCAGUCAUCACAUACACCGUCAUUGUGACGUGCACGAUCAUCAUCAUGGUCCAACUUCGAGAAUAUUCGAAAUUCAGAAUCCAGAGCCAAGCAGGAGCUAAAAAGCCUAAUCAGCCACCACCGACAACAGAGUACGCGCUGAAGAAUACCACCAAGGACUCUUCAAAACCGCCUGCGAAGGGCAAGGGGAAAGGCGCUGCUGCCUUGUCCACACGAGACCGACAGGUGGUUCGGAUGCUGCUGGCCGUUCUGUUUGUGUACAUCGUGAACCUGGUGCCCCGCCUGGCUAUGUACGUGGCCAUGUUCGCGGAGCCGGAGUUCUACUUCGACCGUCGCUACCACCGGCUGUACAUGGUGGUCCUGGGCUUCAUCCACUUUGGCGAGAUCCUCAACGCCUCCGUGAACCUCUACAUCUUCCUGGCCAUGAGCUCUCAGUUCCGGAACACUUUCCUCCUCCUGUUCCCGAGUUCUCAGAUCUGUGUCUCUUUGUGUCAGGGGAAACUGAGCCCUUAG
Messenger RNA from Aplysia californica (California sea hare), 1212 nucleotides. RefSeq lists its product as uncharacterized. The coding region runs from base 1 to 1212 and encodes 403 amino acids. Gene Ontology annotation, biological process: G protein-coupled receptor signaling pathway. The transcript has a single exon. Lineage: Eukaryota; Metazoa; Mollusca; Gastropoda; Aplysiida; Aplysiidae. Gene Ontology annotation, cellular component: membrane. The record is from RefSeq and is a predicted model, not a curated record. Gene Ontology annotation, molecular function: G protein-coupled receptor activity.